Messenger RNA from Gamsiella multidivaricata, 1874 nucleotides. RefSeq lists its product as uncharacterized. Lineage: Eukaryota; Fungi; Mortierellomycota; Mortierellomycetes; Mortierellales; Mortierellaceae. The transcript is spliced from 6 exons. The coding region runs from base 365 to 1741 and encodes 458 amino acids. The record is from RefSeq and is a predicted model, not a curated record.
GUUUUGUUUGCAUGACCAUGGAUCUCGUCCUGACCAGGGACCUCGCACUAGGAUCCAUCUUGUUUCUCCUUGCUCUUGCUGUCGCUCCUUCCCUUUCUUGUUUGAGGAGGGCGAUGAUAACUGUCACCGAAUCGAGCAUCAAAGGGGAAAGAAAAUGGAGGCGAAGCGAUAAUGAGGAGCAGUAGAUUAUUCAAGACGAGACUGACAAGGAACAAGAGGCCCAAAUUACAACCCGCUGAAAUGGUACGAAACUGCUGACUGGUGGCAAUCUUUUGUUUCUUUCGUUCCUCUCUUUCCUUCCUUACUUCCUUACUUCCUUACUUCCUUCUCCUUUUCUUUCCCAUCCCCAUAAAUCUCAACCACAAUGACCCCCGCGCCCUCGACCGCAGAGACUAUCGCCUACCUAAAGUCACUGCCCGCAGUCCGCGAACGAGCAGAGCUUGUCUACGCCAAUGCCCAAAAGGGCCAGCUCAAGUACUUCGAUGUCGACUUCUCAAAGCUGGGCGACGUCGCCAAAUUUGUCGUGGCGUUAAUCAAGCGCGACUACGAUGCGAACGAGAUUGCCAACAUCCCACCACACACGCGUCUGCGCCAUUUCGAUGUCGGUCAAAGGGAUCGUAUCGGACAGCUGGUCGAGAGCUGGAAGGGUAGGGUCGACACUCUCGAGACCGUCCGUCGACUCGUGGAUUUGACCGUGGUCUCAGUCUUGCUGGAUGCAGGCGCAGGAGACCGAUGGACAUUUGAGCAAAAGUCUGAUAACGUCCAGAAGAUGGCAAGGUCUUAUUCGCGAUCAGAAGGAUUGGCCCUGGCCAGUUUGGCCAUGUUCAAGGAAGGGCGGUUCUCAAGCGACAUCCAUCGCAGUCAUCAGGUCGAUGCUGAUGGCCUGUGCAACCUUACACUGGAAAGCCUUAGAGAAGGGUUCCAAGUGGACGAUCAGAAGAAUCCGCUGCUCGGCCUCGAGGGUCGAUGGGAGCUACUCAGACGACUCGGCAAGUCCCUCAAGGCCCAUCCAGAGUACUUUGCCGGAUCCGAGAAUGCUCUUCUCCGUCCAGGAAACAUGGUUGAUGUCCUGUUCAAGGAGGGAGCAGACCGACCACGACGAAAGGAAAAGUACGUGGUCCGCACGGAGUCGCUUUUCAAGAUUGUGAUUGACGGUUUUGCAGAGGUCUGGCCAGCGUCACGUAUGUCAUUGAACGGCGUCUCGCUGGGCGAUGUCUGGCCUUGCGACGCCAUUCGUAGCCCCAAUGCCGCGCCAGACUCCACUGAGCACUAUGUCCCCUUCCACAAGCUAUCGCAAUGGAUGACUUACUCAAUCAUGGAACCUCUCGAGACAAUGUUGAAUAUCGAAUGGGAGCACGCUAACCUCUUGACAGGCCUUCCUGAGUACCGCAAUGGUGGUUUGCUAAUUGACCUCGGAUUCAUGACGCUGAAGUCCAAGGAGGAGGAACGUGGUUUAGUUAACUACAAGGACAAUGCGCUCAGGCCUGGACAACCAGCAAUUGAGGUCGUGCCGACAUUUGAGCCUAGUGAUCCCGUUAUCAUUGAAUGGCGCGCCAUGACCGUUGCUACCCUGGACCGCAUUGCUGUCGAGGUCCGCAAGCAAUUGAACAUGCCCAACCUGACGCUUGCUCAAGUCCUUCAGGGCGGCACUUGGAAUGCCGGACGAGAGAUCGCCUCUGUAUCGCGUCCCAAUACCAAGGGUCCCCCAAUUGCCAUUCUGAGCGACGGUACCCUGUUCUAAAAAGCCAUUCUGCCGCCGCCUUUUUGAUAGUAUGGGGAUCGACAUCGAUGAUCAGUAAUCUUCAAGCUACUCUCAAUAUUACACAAGAAACCAAUACCAGAAUUAAUGAAUCCCCAAUGGUUUUGAACAACGU